AGUGUUUUGACAUCACUAACGUGCUGUAUAUUUGUGAUUUUUACAAAUUCUAAUUACAAAAAACAACUCCUCCCAAUAAUUUUGUGAACUCAUUUGUUUUGAUUUUUUUGUUUUGUCUAUAUUAAUCAAAUCCGUCCAAUGCGCAGACAAGCGAAUCUCGGCUAAAUUUAUAAACGGCUCCGCCAUAAAAACGAAAAGAAAACAACACAUACAUUUUUUUGACACGAAAACUUCGGAUGAAAGCAAACGAAUUGUUGUUGUUGUACAUGCAUAAAUAUACGUUUGCAUAUUUAUUUGUUUCUGCAUAGACGACAACAUUAACAAGCAUAAGAAUACACUAUCAAUAUCUAGCACAGGCCAGCUACAUUAUUUAAGAUGGCUUCGAACUCGUCGAAGAAAAAGUCGUCUGGUCUGCGAAUGUUGUGGAUACCGGGAAGAAAAAGCCAUCAUCCAAAGGGUCGAUACAGUUCGACCAAUAAACAUGUCUCGUAUUCGCCCAGCCAAAAGAAAAGCGAAGUAUGGACACUGGGCGGCAGCAGGGCUCAAACUGAGCUGAUUGACUUGCCAUCGCCAACGGAAAGUAAUAACGGUGCUUCGACCUCAUCAUUGGCCACAUUGGGCGCCACCGCCAAAAUGUCAUCGACGCUGGUGAAGAAUGUGAAGUGCAACAACGAGCAUCAGCAACAGCAUCUGGAAAUGAUUGUAACUUCCACCGAUUCGCUGGCAAUCACAGAAUGCGCCACACUGCCAACAACUCCAGUUGCCGCCAUCUCGCCAAAUUUAAACAGUCCACUUUCGGAGCUGGCUCCAUCGACAGCCUCAACACAGCCAAUGACAUCGCCAAUUAUUGUCACCACAGUUGAAAUUCCAGAUUUGCAUCACAAUGUCAUUCCUGAUGACUUUCCAAAGGUGCCAUCGAUUGGCGAUCCAACAGACUUAUCGACAUCGGCGGUUGUAUUGAACAGCUCGGCGGGCACGACAGCAUCGAUAACAACAAACUCAUCAUCGCCGUUGACCAAUCGAAAGGCGAACAGUAACAGUCAGGUACAAAUCAACAACAACAACAACAGCAGCAGCAACUCACAGAAUGCGUCGCCACACAAAGGCAGCAGAUACAGGAACCACAAUAACAAUCAGGAUGACAUCAAUUCAAUUGAAAGCAUUACCAGUUUUAGUAAGUCACAGGUGAACACAGAUUUCGAAUGGAUCGAUGAUAUGGUGCAGCAGCGCACGUGUAGCGAACUGAUGCACAAGAACAAGCGCAAGAAAUCGAAGAAGCAUCUGGAGAGUAAGGUGUCCGAUCAAUUGGAUGGAGGCCCCAGCAAGAUUAAAGAGAAAUAUGAUAGCAAUGCUGAUGAUGAUGAGAAGGUGGUUAAAUGUCUCUAUUAUUCACUCAUGUGCUGCGACUGUACAAUAUCAUAGAACGUGGAAAUAUAUAUACACGCAUAUGUACCACAUCUAUAAGGGCUAGCUAGAUAGUGUAUAUAUGUAAUAUAUACAUAUAUAUAUAUACAUAUAUGAGUAUAUGUAGUAAGAUUAUAAGGGCGCAUAUGUGUGAUGAUGAUGAAGGUAAAUGAAAAUCAUGAUGGCAUUGCAAAUAUGUAUUGCAUUUACAACAAAAAAGAAACGAAAAAAGAAAAACAAAAAUACUACUGCUCAAUUACUUUGUAUGUAUGUAAUGUAUAAAUAUUUGAACAUUUUUAUACGGAUCAGAAUAUAAUUUGCCAUUAAGUUUGUCUCCCCCACCAUCCCCUUAAUGCCUCCAACAAACCACCCAAAAAACAAACCAGAAAUAUUACUCUUCUUAAAAGUAUUCAAAACGAAAUCGAAACUCGAAUUAUCGAAUUUUUAUGUUGUUAUAUUAAUUUAGCGAAUUUAUGCAACGCACACUCAACACAAAAGAAAAAAAAGACAGAAAACGAAAAUAAUGAAAUGUCGAAUAAUUUACUCAUAUUAAUUUAGGUUAAUAAAACGAAACAAAAACGAAAACGUAAAGCAAAUAAAGACAGAUAUAGCUACUUGAUAUUUGAUAAACAUUUACCAUAUAUUUUAUAUACAUAUAUCUCUACACACACGUUGUAAAUAAAGUGAAAGCAUUUUUCUACUUGAAUAAUUUUUUGUCAUUUAAUGGCGUUUGCCGCAAAACGCUUGCUAAUCAUAUUCAUAUCAUAUUCACAUCACAUUACAUACAUACAUUUAAGUCACUUAAUAUCAUAACAUAUAUCACAUCGCAUACAUACAUAUGUUCCCGCCCCGCAAGUUCCUUGAUGUAAUUGGCCAAGUACAAAAAGAAAUGAAAACACACUCAACUUGUUCAACUUGACAUAACAUUUUUCAUAAAAAUUUAAUACAAACAUUAAAUUUACAAAUAUAUAUAUAUAUAAAAACAAUUCACAAUCACAUAUAAAUUUUUAUCAUUUCGGAUGUUAAAUAUUUCGAUUCGCUAUAUAUAUCCUCAAGUAAGGUUAAAAUUUACUAGUCCAGAGCAAGAAAUUCAGGAUCAAAGUUGUUGUUCUUGGUGUUGGAGUUGCUAUAGUUGUAGUUUUUGUAGUUGGUGUUGGUGUUGGUUUAUUCACAUUGGAAUUAUUAAAGAAUCAGCUUUCAAUAUAAUUAUUUCGGCUAACGAUUCUUCUAUUGUUGCUGCUACUACUCGUUGUUGUUGUUGCUGUUGCUGCUAUUAUUGGCGGAUUCAUUGUUGUGGGACUGUUGCUGUUGCUGCUGCAAUCGGGAUUAUUUACAUGUCUACUACUGCUGCUGUUGCCAUGAAACUCGAUCGCAUCAAUAUCAUUUGUACUCUUCACAUAAAAUUCGUUUCCAUUUGGGGGGACGACGCCGCAACGAUUGUGAUGUUGCUGCUCGUAGACGAUGCGUUGGUUAUUCAUCCGCCUCCGCGUUGUAUCCAUGGUAUUAUCCAUCAUAUCAUUAUCAUCAUCGCUGUCCGUAUCAUCGCCAUUCUCGCCCACAUUGAAUAUAAAUCUGGCCUCAUUGCUCGCCUCACACUUCCGCCCAUUGAUCUUGCGAUAACGCACCGAAUUUCUCGAUGUGUGAUUGCUAUUGCGCUGUGUACAAGGAAAAUUAGUUUUAGUUUCAACACAGGCGGCUUGGAAAGUUGACUCUCGCUUACCUGCAGCACGGCAAAGAUGAUGGAGAAGAUGGUGAUGAUGAGCAGACAAAUCGCUACGGCAAUUGCGGUGAUUGCUGUCAACGGGGAAUCGA
Molecule: messenger RNA, 3216 nt
Organism: Drosophila nasuta
Lineage: Eukaryota; Metazoa; Arthropoda; Insecta; Diptera; Drosophilidae
Product: DEP domain-containing protein DDB_G0279099
Exons: 5
Coding region: 376-1422 (348 amino acids)
Source: RefSeq, a predicted model, not a curated record